UGCUGGCACUGAUUGGAUGUUAGAUUAUCAACUCACAUUAGGAGUACAUCUUCUUACUCCCAUUCUAGUGUGUAGUAGUACACGUAGAAGUACUGUACAUGAUGUGUGUUGAUGAUGUUAGUAGUACACCUUCUUACUCCCAUUCUAGUGUGUAGUAGUACACGUAGAAGUACUGUACAUGAUGUGUGUUGAUGAUGUUAGUAGUACACCUUCUUACUCCCAUUCUAGUGUGUAGUAGUACACGUAGAAGUACUGUACAUGAUGUGUGUUGAUGAUGUUAGUAGUACACCUUCUUACUCCCAUUCUAGUAUGUAGUAGUACACGUAGUAGUACUGUACAUGAUGUGUGUUGAUGAUGUUAGUAGUACACCUUCUUACUCCCAUUCUAGUAUGUAGUAGUACACGUAGUAGUACUGUACAUGAUGUGUGUUGAUGAUGUUAGUAGUACAUCUUCUUACUCCCAUUCUAGUGUGUAGUAGUACACGUAGUAGUACUGUACAUGAUGUGUGUUGAUGAUGUUAGUAGUACAUCUUCUUACUCCCAUUCUAGUGUGUAGUAGUACACGUAGUAGUACUGUACAUGAUGUGUGUUGAUGGAGGAGAAAAGUAGGUUGGUUACUCCUCUGAGGUCAGUGUUGUGUUGGACUGCUCCUCAUCCUCGUCCUCGUCCUCAUCCUCGUCCUCGUCCUCGUCCUCAUCCUCGUCCUCGUCCUCGUCCUGUGGUGGAAUCGUGAGAUGAUGUGAAGGGAGGUUGUGGUGGUGCACACAUUGAUAGAACAUCAUUGUGUCCUCUCAUGUGUGAAAUAUUAGGACACAUGACAACUACAGAAUGGGGAGGCUCUUAUACGUUUCGUACAUUAAAAAUGGUACCGUGGUACCCUCCGGGCGUGACCCGCGCUCGCUGAGGCGUGAAGGCUAUUGUGACGCCUCUCUCAGACGAGACGUAUCACGGGCCGCCGCUUGGACGUGUUUGCGCUGUGAGGACAAAGGCUGGAAUGUGGACAAGGAAUACAUUAGCGGUGACGCCGCUGCUUACACUGCAAGAAAGGCUGGCGUGUCAUUUAGCUGUCCUCUCUCCCGCCUGCAGCAUUGCUCCACAGGCAGCAGACAGCCCCUCUGUUAUUCUAUCCAUUCCCCUGUUGCCAUGGUGACAUGGUGACUUUCCACACACCUCCUGUUGCCAUGGUUAUGCAGGAUGAAGAAAAGCAAUGGCAGAGGGUGACAGCGGGCAUAAAAGUGGGCACAGCCAACUUUGUUUGAUAAAAGUAAACCGGGGUGGGGGGGGAAGAACAGUCAAAGGUUCAAAGACCUUUUGAAGGAAAAAGAGGAGCAAAGAAAGAUUGGGAGAAAUAAUUGCUGGGAGCUUGUUGAACCUGCAUGGAAAAGAAGUCACAUGACACGUCCUUGUCAUUGUUAGUCAUCAUUAGUCAUACUGAUAGUCCAAGUCAGUGUCGCCUUUUUUGAGCUUUAUGGUGCAGCUCUGAGCAUACUGAUGAUGUGUGGAGGACUCUACGCCCUUUUUGGCACGUUCAUUGUGCAGCUGGCCUCCCCAUUACCACACACACACACUCAGCACAAUAGAAGAAGAAGACAACUCUGGAUGGAAUUAACACAAGAGUGAGACAAAGACAGUAUUUGACAUCAUUAAUGUAGGACUCGAGACUGAAUAGACCAAUAGAAUGUUGAUUAGUUAUUGAACUGUGGGCCGCACGGUGGCCAAGUGGCUAGCAUGUUGGCCACACAGUCAGGAGAUGUGGAAGACCUGGGUUCAAAUCUCCGCUUGGGGUUUGCAUGUUCUCCUGGUGCGUGUGUCCCACAUUCCAAAAACAUGCAUGUUAGGUUCAUUGGCUAGUCUAAGUUGUCCAUAGGUAUGAGUGUGAAUGGUUAUUUGUCUGUAUGUGGCUGGCCACAAGUCCAGGGUGGGAUAGGCUCCAGCAUGCCCCCGCAACCCUAAUGAGGACAAGCGGCAUAGAAGAAAUAUGGAUGGAUUACACUGGAGUGUAAUUUCCAUUUCUACCGCUAGGGGGAGAUAUUACUCUCCUACGUAAUGUGUGCAUGUGUUUUGUGUUUAUGGCUUCCAAACCUUUGCUUUGACGGGUAGUUUUAAUGAGUGUGUGUACUGUUUGUAAACUAGCAUUUAAGGAGUGUUUUUGUGUAUAUUUCACAAUACAAGACACACAUGUCAGUGCAUAGUGAUGACAAUGUGCACUAUGUUACAGGUUAUCUUUAUGUUUAUCCCUAUGGGAUUAGUAACAUAAUCCCUGCGUGGUUGCCUCCAGGCUGCUUUAUGGGUUUUGACCCCCACAUGAUGAUGCAGAGAUUAUCCACUGAUGGUGUUUCAAUCAGGAAGACAAGGCGGACUCCUAUAUCAUCAUGCAGGAUGCAGAGGUCAAAGAAAGCAUGUGGUCCAGACAUUAUACACUGUAAAGCAGUCAUUUUCAACCUUUUUUCAACAUAUCCGCUGUAGAAUAUUUGUUUCAGCCAAGCACCCCCAAUUACAGAUAAAAACACAGCACUGUAACAUCACUAUCUGCUUUAUUACAAGUACAAAUAAAUAAAUAAUAAAUAAAUAAAUGACCCUGCAAAUCAGCACUGAUCUUGUUUGCAACAUUUAGAAAUAAAAUAACUCAACAAAGAAACAAUUAUGAAAAAGAAGCUUUGUGCACAUGAAAUAAUCAUCAACUCAAAGUGUCCCACUUUGGUAUUAUAAUAAAGAUAAAUACAUUUAUGAACUUUAUUUCAAGUCAUUUGAUUUACAUUGUGUCUUUCAGUUACAAUAAACAUAUACACUAAUAAUUUAUGUACUGUUACAGCUUACAAAAUGUCCCCCACUGUAUUUGUAUUACUUUUUCAAGUACACCCUGGAGUACCUUCAAGUACUCCAUUUGACAGCCCAUUUGACAACACAUUGACAUUGUAUACUGUGUACUAUACAGUACACAGUAUGUACUGUGUACAAUACAGUACAUUACAUCAUAUUAUAGUAUAUCAUCAUCAGUUACAGCAGCUAGCCGUUAGAUGGCAGUAUGUACUUUAUCCGGCGAGCUGGCGUCAGCACAUGAUGAUGUAAUGCCAGCAUCCAGCAAAAGGGGGCGCUACAGCUCCGUUUUCCACGGGUCCUUGUUAGCUCGCCGGCUAUCUUAGCGGGCUAGCAAACGUUUGGCCACCGGGUUUGAGAUUCCUGCGGUAGCAUAGCUUCCUGACGUGGCCGUCAGAGAGGGAUGGAAGACAGCCACUGGAGGCUGGAGGAGGAGGGACAAAGCGGCAAAGAAAGACACCUAUUCAAACGGUGGACGGCGUAGGAUCGGUCAUUGCGGCUGGGAAGCACCGGGAAGUUCUCGGAUCCACGCUGACGUACGCAGCCGGGGAGAGGAAGCGCGGGUCCGGAUACAAUUUGGCUUGAACCCCUGCUCAGGGUGGGACGGAAACGUUCCCUACUUGGCGGUGUCUCAUCUGGGGCGUGUGGGCCGAGCUCCGUCCCCCCAGCUCAUGAAACAGCUGUCGCCGGUGGAUGGUGGUAUAUUUAAGGAGGGAGACGCCGAGCUAAGUGACCGUGUGUCGGGGAGCACACGCACAGCCCGCCGCUUAUGAAUAGAUAAUAUUUAUAUAACCCUCAUCGUACAUUUUCACCUCCGAAGGCGACUGUUGUGCGUUUAAGCUCCAAUUUUGCCACGAGCUACUGGCCCUUACCGGGCCAAUGCAGCGAACCCAUCCGUGAAUUGGACGCCGUGGAGGGAGAAAGACAGCCGGGCCACUGCGAUAGUCCCACACGCCGUCUCCCAAACACCAUGGCUGGAUUCGUACCUGGUCUGCUGCCCACCAACCAUUCCCAGGAGAAGCAGUUCGCACGAGCCUAUGAGAAUGUACUGGAAAGAUAUAAAGAUGAGCGGGACAGAGUGCAGAAGAAAACCUUCACAAAGUGGGUCAACAAGCAUCUCAUCAAGGUGAGGAAGCACAUCACUGACCUCUAUGAGGACCUCAGGGAUGGACACAACCUCAUCUCCUUGUUGGAAGUCCUCUCUGGCGUCACCCUGCCCAGAGAGAAGGGCCGCAUGAGAUUUCAUCGACUGCAAAAUGUCCAAAUUGCACUGGACUUCCUCAAACAGAGACAGGUCAAACUAGUCAACAUCAGAAACGAUGACAUCACUGACGGCAACCCCAAACUCACCCUGGGUCUCAUCUGGACCAUCAUCCUUCACUUCCAGAUUUCGGAGAUCUACGUGUGCGGCGAGUCGGGCGACCUCACCGCCAAGGAGAAGCUGCUGCUAUGGAGCCAGCAGGCCACAGAAGGCUACCCGGGCCUCCGCUGCAUCAACUUCACCUCGUCGUGGAGUGACGGACGCAUGUUUAACGCCCUGCUGCACAGAUACAGACCCGACCUGAUCAACAUGGAGGCAGUGUCGCAGCAGAGCAACCGUGACAACCUGGAGCAGGCCUUUGAGAUUGCAGAGUCGCUCGGGGUGACCAGACUGUUGGACGCUGAGGACGUGGAUGUUGCGUCUCCGGACGAGAAGUCGGUCAUCACCUACGUCUCGUCCAUCUAUGAUGCCUUCCCCAAAAUCCCAGAGGGAGGAGAGGGCAUCGCUGCACAAGAUGUGGACCAGCGCUGGUCGGAGUAUCAGUCCAGCUUCUCCUCGCUGCUCCAGUGGAGUCGUCAGCAAACAGCCCUCAUGGCUAACAAGAACUUCCCCCAAAAUCCUGUGGAGCUCAAGGCACUUUACAACCAGUACGUCCAUUUCAAGGACAUGGAGAUCCCCGCCAAGGAGGUGGAGAAAGGUCACGUGGAACACCUCUACAAACUUCUGGAGGUGUGGGUAGAGUUUGGACGUAUAAAGCUUCCUCAGGGACUCCAUCCCAACCACCUGGACCAGGAGUGGGGAAAACUCAUCCUGGAGAUGUUGGAGAGGGAGAAGGCUCUCAGGCCUGCUGUGGACAGGUUAGAGCUGCUCCUCCAGAGAGCAAAUAAGUUCCAGAAGCUUGCCGUGGACUUUGAGGAGAAACUGACCUUGGCUAAGAACAUACUCCAAGCUGACAUGUCCCGGGCGGAGAGCGGUGAGAUAGUGCAGUGUGAGAGCGAGCUGGCCUGCUACCUGCAGGACUUUGAGUCUCUCAUGGGACAGAUCCAGCAGGAGCUCAAAGUCCUCCGUGAGGAGAAAUACUACCAAGUGGACCAGCUUGCCUUCAGAGCAUCCUGCCUUCAAGAGGAGAUGGUCUCGCUCAGGCUUCAGUGCUCCAGCGUCUAUAGGAAAGGUCACUUCUCGCAGUCCCUGGGGAACACGGCCACAGAGCUGCUCGGCCAGCGGGCCGCGGGCCCCGGGUUCUCGCUGGGACAGACGCUGCUCGGGGCGGCCGGCGCCACGGGGGCCGUCGGGGUGACGCUCUUGCGGCGUCCCGUGUCCCGCUCCCAGCUGGUGGCCAUGUCGUCAUCGGAGGACGAGGGCAGCUUGAGGUUCGUCUACGAGCUGCUCGGAUGGGUGGAGGAGACGCAGGAGCCCUUGGAGGGGGCGGAGUGGGGAGCAGACCUUCCUUCGGUGGAGAACAACCUACAGGAGCACAACAGUGUGCACGCUGCAGUGGAGGAGCUGAUGAGCGGCCUGCAGGAGGCACGCAGCUAUGAGGAUCACGUGUCACCCAACUUUAGGAGCAGCUACUGUGAUACCCUGGACAAGCUGGAGCAUCAGUACUGCAAGCUACGAGAACACUCGUCAUGGCGCCUGCGGAGCCUGGAGAGCCUCCACGUCUUCGUGUCGCACUGCACCGAGGAGCUGAUCUGGCUCAACGAGCGCGAGGAGGAAGAGAUCGCCUACGACUGGAGUCACAACAACGCCAACAUGGCCGCCAAGCGGGACUUGUACAGCGAGCUGAGAUCAGAGUUGGAUGAAAAGCAUCACAUGAUGCGAUCUCUGCAGGAAACGGCCCACCGCCUGUGUCAGGAGAACCAUCCCGCCAAGCAGACGCUGGAGGCGUACAGCGCCGCCCUGCAGACCCAGUGGCAGUGGGUGGACCAGCUGUGUGUGUGUGUGGAGCAACAUCUCAGGGACAACACCCUUUACUUCCAGUUCAUGAGCGACGCCCGGGACUGCGAGUCGUACCUGCGUCAGCUCCAGGAGACCAUCAAGAGGCAGUACACCUGCGACAGGGGCAGCAGGCUGAGCAGACUGGAGGACCUGCUGCAGGACUCUAUGGAUGAGAAGGAGCAGCUCAUCGAGUACCGCGGCACGGUGGCGAGUCUGGUGGGCCGGGCCAAGACGGUGGUGCAGCUUCGGCCCCGCAGUGCUGAGAGCCCCCUGAGGGUGGCCACGCCUAUCAGGGCCGUGUGUGACUACAAACAAAUAGAGAUCACCAUAAGCAUGGGGGACGAGUGCGUGCUGGAGGACAACUCCCAGCGAACCAAGUGGAAGGUGAUCAGUCCCACGGGCAACGAGGCCAUGGUGCCCUCGGUGUGCUUCACCGUGCCCCCUCCCAACCAGGAGGCCGUGGACACUGCCUGCAGGGCAGAGCAGCUGUACCAGAAGGUCAUGUCCUUGUGGCAUCAGCUCCACGUCAACAUGAAGAGCGUGGUCUCCUGGCACUACCUCCUCAAAGACGUCCGCACAGUCUCCGAGUGGAACCUGGACACAGUCCGCUGCCAGUCCCCGUCGGAGCGCCAGCAGGUCCUGGAUUGCCUGGAGUCCCAGCUGGCCGACUUCCUGUCCGACAGCAGAGAGAGCUCACUGUUCAUGCCUGCCGAGAUGCGGGAGCUGGAGGUGAACGUCCGGCAGGCGCAGCAGCACUGUCAGGACCUGCUGCACAACAUGGAGACAGAAGAGAAAGACGAGUCAGUCUCUCGAUCGCAUCUCUCGGAGCUCCAGAACGUCACUUUGCGUCUAAACGAGGCCGAGCAGAGAUUAAUGAACAGCAUUCAGACUCCGCCCCCGAGUCGUCUUUCAGGGGACAGCGGUGACAACGCUGUGGGAAUUGCAGAACACGAGGUGCUGCAGUCAGAGCUGGACGGCCUUCGCUCCAGUUUGGGCGCCGUGUCUCGCCGCUGCGUGGCUUUCUUUGAGGAGAAGCCGACGUCCUCCAGCGCCCCCGUCCUGCGUUUGGAGCUCAACCAGGCCGUGGAGAAGAUGGACAAGCUGCACAUCCUCUCCUCCGUCUUCCUAGAAAAAUUGAAAAUGGUGGACGUCCUCAUUCGCUGCCUGGAGGACGCAGAGAAUCAGGUCAGGAAGUACGAGAGCAGAUUGAGCGAGGAGGACAUUGUCCCUGCCGACACCACAGCCAUUCAAAGCCUCAGAGAUCAAAUAGGGAAGUGGCAGUCUGAGCUCACUGAGCACGAGGGCAUCUUCCAGUCUCUGGAGUCGGACGUGCUCAGAGCCAAAGAGGCGGGGUCUCAGCUCAGCAGGCUCCACCCAGACCGUAGCCCAGAGCUGGACCGCUACCAGGAGAGAGCCAAUCAGGUGGCUGAGAGGUGGAAUGGAGUCAAGAGGCAGAUAGAAACAAGGCGAUCAGAGCUGGACUCUCUGGGCUCAGUCCUGCAGCAGUACAGAGACGCUCACUCCGCUCUCAUCAGGUGGAUCGAGGAGACCACGGAGCGCCAAGAGAACGCCCAGCCGGGUCAGACGGACAGCAAAGUGCUCUCGGAGCAACUGGCCCAGCAGACGGCUUUAGUGGCUGAGAUUGAAGAGAACCAGACCAAACUAGACGAGUGCCAGACCCACUCCAAACAGUACUGCACCUUGUUCAAGGACUACGAGCUCCAGCUGAUGACCUUCAGAGCCUUCGUGGAGUCCACAAACAAGUCGCAGGUGAAGAGGAGGAGGAUGAACUCUUCCUCUGAUGCCAUCACUCAGGAGUUCAUGGACCUGCGCACACGCUACACGGCUUUGGUCACCUUGACCACACAACACGUGAAAUACAUCAGCGAUGCCCUCAGAAGACUGGAAGAAGAGGAGAAAGAGGUGGAGGAGGAGAAGCAGGCCAGAGUGGGUCAGGUGGCAGACCUGUUGGGAUGGGUCCAAGGUCUCCAGGGACGGACCGGCGGCCCCAACGCUGAGUCCUCACUGGCAGCACAACAGGCCAUCAGCGAGCAGCUGGCUGCCAAGAAAGACGACGUAGCCGAAGCCAUCAGGAGCACGCAGGUCUUCCUGCUGUCCAAACGGGCCAGCAAGCUGUCCCCGGAGGAGCGUGCCCACGUGGAGGCCCAGCUGAACCAGCUGAGGUCCACCUACAAGCAGAUGUGUGACUCAUCCACGCAGCAGCUAAAGCAGCUGGAGCGACAACUUGCCAAGGAGGAGGAGAGAAAGAAUGAUUGUAUCGCUGGGGUGAUCGACCUGGGAACGGUGGAAACCUUCCCAGUUUUCCAAGCAGCCCGACGCGGUCUUAUUGACCAGGAAACCUGUCAUUUUCUGCUAGAGGCCCAGCUCAUCAACACGGGGGGGCUCCUCUCUCCCGAUGCCACUGUCAGCCUUUCCCUGGAUCAGAGUCUGAUUGAAGGUCUGAUUGACCCACGGGCCAGGCAGUCCCUCUCGGAACUGGAGGGUGCUUUGCUGCUGGUAGAGAACACGCUGCUGAAUGUGCACACGCGGGCUGCAGCCGUGGAGUCUGGGCUCGUCAGAGAGGAGGUGGGAUUUCGGAUUCUAGAACUGAAAGGGUCUGCAGGACUUUUAGAGCAAGAAGACUUGAACCUCCUGCCUUCUAGUACCCUCACCAAACUUGAGUCCAGGCUUCAACACAAAGAGCUCAUUGACCCAAACACAGCUGAAAAAUUAAGCCUUGACGAGCUACAACAGCGCUGCGUCCGCGAUGAUGACUCGGGUCUUCUCCUUCUUCCUGUCAAACAACAGCCUGGUGGAACUGUCUGCCUCCGCUCCGGAAGAAAAGUAGGCAUCUUCCGCGCCAUCGAGGAAGGUCUGAUCGACCGCCAAGUGGCUCAGCGACUCCUCGAAGCUCAGCUGUUUGCUGGCGGGAUUGUUGAUCCCCUAUCUGGCCACCGGCUAACAGUUCACGAGGCGGUUCACCACGGGCUCAUGGACCAGGACCUGGCGUGUGCCUUGUUUGUGCGGCAGCUAAAAAAUGGCGGCAUUCUUGACCCUUUAAAUAUGGAACGUCUCGAUUUGGAGGAGAGUAUCGACAGGGACCUCCUCUCCUCACCCCUGGCUCUGUUGGUACUGGAAUCUCUCUGGACGUUCAUGGGAAUUCUUUGGCCUGAAUCUGGUGAAGUCCUGUCCGUCGUGGAGGCUUUUCAACAAGGGGCCAUUUCAGGGGAGUUGACACGAAGCAUCCUAAGGCAGCGGAAGGCAAUCGGAGCGCUCUACAACUCAGAAACUCUCCAGCUGUUGCCUUUAAGUACGGCUGCUGAGGAAGUCCUGGGGCCUAUGGUCGUACGUUGUCUCAAAGACAUCCAUUUACCAGACCUUCUCCUCAACAUGAACCAGUCAGGCACCCCAUCCUUGAACCGCUUGAGUUGGGUUUCUUCAAGCUCUUCCCCUCUUGCAUCAGCUCCGCCACACCUUGUGGGGGCAGAUGGACUGGAUCUUGACCAGCAAGCGAAACACAAGCUGCUCCUUCACCUCGUGACUCACAGCUAUGUGGAUGCACACUCCGGAAAACGUUUGGUGCUGUUAGACCCUGAGUUGGUGGAGUUGGUUAACGCUUAUCACCUGAAGGCAAGAGACAGAGAUGUGCUCAAAGACCUGAGUGUGACGGAAAAGGCCGACGCUGAAGAAGGAACUUCCAAUGGAGUCACACCACACAAAGCUUUGGAGCCCAGUGUAACCAACGGAACACAAGAAAUUUCUGACAAUAAAAAUGACAACAAGUGGCUCCCUAAACCCUUGUUGGUAGUUGAAGAUGAAGAAACAGAAAGUCUAGAAUCCAGAAAGAGUUUGAAAAAUGAGCUUCCACCUAAACCAGAGAUGCUCACACAGGAAGUACCUGUCUCCAAGCUAGCUAAACCUGCUGUUGAUGUCCCCGAAUCAGCAUUGGGGGAACAAGAGGAUGAUGAUGAGCUAUCAAGAUUAGUCUUGGAUCUCACAAAGGGAGGUUUGCUGACUGAAGACGGGGAAAAGUUGCUCCCAGAUGAAGCGGUCGCUCAGGGGAUGCUUCCUGGUCACACGGUGGUCAAAUUGAUGGCUCAGGCAGGAUUGUUCGGGGGUUUCCUGGAUGCCAUAAGGGGUGAAUCACUUAGCCUGGAUGAUGUCAUGCAGGAAGGCCUCUUAGAUGAGGAUCUGAUGUGGAGUGUCCUCAAGUCUGAUAAAACCCUGGCAGGAAUUGUGGAUGUAGAGAGACGUCAGAUUUGUGGAGUGAGGGAGGCAGCCCAGGCCGGUUUGAUCGACGCUAACACUGCAGCCCGACUGCUGGAGGCCCAGGUGGCAUCCGGGGGUGUUGUUGACCUACAUAGGAAUAAGAAAGUCUCUGUCACGUUAGCAUCAAACCUCGGGCUGACAGAAGACAAUCAAAGAGAAGAACUACUAGCGCUGGAGAAGGCAUACAAAGGAAAGGUCAGUGGGACAAAAGUAGCCCUCACUAAAGCUAGCUUGCAGCUACAGAUGGAAGGUGUUAUUGAUCCAGAGACUGAGUGUCCAGUUCCUCUGGAACAGCCCACUAAAAAAGGCUUAAUAAACCCCAGAGAUGCAUAUCAGGUGUUGCUCAGACAGGUGGCCGAGGGCGGGAUCAUACAUCAUGCUUCAGGAAUGAGGCUGUCAGUUUCUGACGCUGUGGAUAGAGGUCUUGUAGCUCGAUCCAUCGCUCCUGGCUUGGAAGAACUAGAGCGGGCUUGCCAAGGAAAAGUCAGCCCCUCAAACCCAGAGGCUGCAGCUUUACAAGCAACAACGGGGGCUGUCUUUGACUCCAACUCCAGCUAUAAAGUCACGUUGGCAGAGGCUGUUUCUAGGGAUCUUCUCCAAGAGAAGAUUGCAAAUGAAGUCAUGGCUUCUAACACAGUAACACAAGGGGUGCUCGACCCCCAAACCGCUCUGACUGUGCCCUACUCUGACCUUGUUAAAAAGGGUAAGAUCGACAUUGAAACGGGCAAACGCUUUUUGGAGGUGAAAGCCAUCAGAGGGAUUGAGAAUACGACAAGAAGCAGCUUGACUCUUCCUGAAGCUGUGGCAAAAAAGCAAGUUGACCCAGUUCCAGCUUUGAGACUUCUCCAAAGCCAGGCAGACAGUGGAGGUAUCAUUGAUAUCACCACUGGAGAAAGGCUUCCUCUUCCUGAAGCUUUGAGAAGAGGUCUAGUCUCAGAAGACAUGGUUGUAGAAAUUGCCACCAACCAGAUUUUGAAGGGCGGCUUAGUUGAUCCAACAACAGGCCAACGUGUCUUGAAUCUCAGCGAUGCAGUCGCUUCAGGACUUGUUUCCAGUCACGUGGCUUCAGCCUUUCAUGAGAAAGGUUCUCCUUUGCAGGUAAAAAGUGAUGAUGAUAGUUGGACUGUCACUUCAUCACAUAGUCCACAUAGCCCUCAACACAUAUCCUCAACCCCUCUGAGUCCUAACACUGAGGUGCUCUCAUGGGGUGGUGGAGAGACUUUGGCCUCUGAAGUAUCUGGUGAUAGAAAUGAAGAGGUUGAUAUGGAAAGGCCUGUAUCUGGGGCAGACCUUCUACUGGAACCAGACCGAUCCAUUGACCUUUUGAGUAAAUUUGCGACAAAUGUUGAGAAAAGAAUUCAGCAAGCCAUCCAGGAGGCCAUACCACAGACACACACAUCCAAAUCACACAAGGCUCCUACACCAACAUGUGCAACGCCAAAAGGAGACCAUACCAGAGAUGAUCGACGAGAAGAAAGCAUUCCUGAAGGUUUGGUUGCAGAAUCGACUCGAGCACUUGCCAACAGCACUGACAAACAUAAGGAAGAGGACAGAGGUGGAGCGUCAGAUGGGAAACCUGAGAAGGUGCAGUGUAGAUCUCUUGAUGAGAGCAGUACAUUGGUCAAAGGCUUUGAUGAACCACUGACUGAUUCCAGAACAGCUGAGACGACAGGUGACACUCAGGAACAGGAGCAAGUAAACCCGAGUGACAAGGAACGUAGGAUGGGGGAUUUUGCACAGAGGAAUGAUGAAGAAGCGUCCUUGGACACUGAAAGCAAGGCUGGUCCUGCCAUUGAGCAGGAAGAGCAGCCAUUGGAGUCUUUGGCCAAAGAGACAGAAAGCAAAAGCAAGAACAAGAGAUGGAGUAAAAAGAAAGCAAGCACUACAGAGGAAGAAGUAGAAGUUCAUCAAGCUAGUGCAGGAGAGAAACCAGAAAAAGACGCAUCUAAAACACAGAAGAGUCAGACCAGUGGACCUCCUCAGGAAGACAACACAGAAUCAAAGACAGAAGAUAGCAAAGUAAGACAAGAACCUACAAAAAUGUCAAAGGACACGGUGAAUGUUGACAAGAGGAAGGAGCAGAAGAGUGAAGUUGAUCAGCAAUCAGUCAGUGGUCAGGAUGUUGAGCAGGAAUUACCUCCAAAGUGCAGCCUGCCAGAUGAACAGGAAGCCACCCUGACGACCAAAGCCAAGGAGAGCAUCCUCAAAAAGGUGUUUAAAGCGGGAGUGAGUGACAAGAAGCUACAAGCAUUGGUCAGGAAGAAGGAGAUUGCAAGUAUCAGAGAUGUUGGUGAUGUCACGAGACUCGACGAUGCUCCAAAGAGUGAGGAGACUUUUAAAGAGGACAAAGACAUUGCAAAUGUGAGGGACUGCAGAGAGAAUGUGGAAAAAGAACCCCUUCCAGCGGUUAAACCUGUGGAAGGUAAAAGAAGUAAAAAGAAAAAGUCCAAGAGUUUGAAAGCUUCGUCUGGUAGCGACAACUUAAUGGCCCAUCGAGGAGAAUCCAACACUCAGUCAGCAGGCAGAGACCCUGGGGCCUUCGUUGGUGGAAAGGUAACACAGAUAAGUUCUACAAUGGAGGACCCAAGCUGGAACCCCGAGGAACCGAUGCAGGAUCAUCUCAAAGAAAUCCAUUCAGAAAAUGCUGCUGGUUCUCAUGAACUACAACCUGUGGUCAGUCAGUCUCAGACUUCCAGAACACAACCAGAACCAGACAAGGAGACCCACCGACCAGAAGAUAAAACUACCAAACGUCUUGAAUUGCAACCUCAAAGUGAAGCUCAGCAGUUACUUUGGUCUCCAGAAGCUCAACCAAUCCUUUCAGAAGAGGCUUGUACUGACUUGGGAUCACCUGAACUCCGUGCUGCGCUUUUUCAUCAAAGAGAAGGCGAUAAUGGAGACGUGACGUCAUGUGACGUGGAAGCAGCGGUGUCCCCUUCUCACAAGUCCUCAUUGGUGCGCCAAGAGUUGUUGGAGCACGACCAGAGAAUGGUGGCGCUGGUCUCCACGGUCGGACAUGUGGAGGUCGGGCUCAAACAGCAGCAGCAGCGGCGGGUGGUCGGAUGCAGCCUCGCCGCCUCGGAGGACAUCAUCAGACAGACGCAGGCUUUGGAUGUGGAGCUGCGUGACCUGGAGCCUGAGAUCGCGGCAGACGUUGAAGCUGCUGAGAAACUCUUGAAGCCUCACUCCAAAGAUGUCCCUGACCAGCUCCUACUGGCUCUUGAAAAGGACCAACGAAGCUUGGACCAAGGGUACCAGGCUGCCAGGAUGCUAUCACGGGAUGUUCUACGAAGCCUGCAAGAGCACAGAGAUGCACACAAGGAGGCAGUAACAGCUGAGCUGAAGUCACUUGGAGGUCGAGUGGAGGCUCUUCUGUUCUGGUUGAUGGAGAUGGAAGCUGAGAUGUCUGAAGGGAUGGCAGGAAGUGAGAAGGUGGAGGAUGACCGUGGUCAACAUUCACAUCAGUUGCAUCUUUGCAAGGAGCUGCAGUCCAGUCUGACGGCUUGCUCCAGCGAGGUCAGUGGCGUGGCUUUGGACAUCCAGGUCUUCAUUUCAGAGCAGGCCCAGGACCGGGCCCCCAAGCAGAGCAGGCGGCUCCUGGGGCAGCUCGAGCAGCUUCAGAGGGCCUUUCACAGCACUGCGGGACAAGCCCGGGAUCGGGCCGACACCCUCUCAGCCCAGCUGGGGCGAGAAGAGGAGAAGCGCCGGCGGGGGAGAGAGGAGGACGAGGCGGAGAAGCUCAGACGGAUGCAGAGUGCGAGGGAGAGAGAGGUAGUGCAGCAGCAGAAAGCAGAAUGUUCUCAGAAGAUUAAAGGCCUCAGCAUGUGGUUGGCCGGAGCUGCCAGCCUUCUGGCCAAUCAGAGAGCAGGAACGGAAUCGGACGACAUGAACGCCCUGCAGCAGAAGCAAAAGAAGUUAAAGGAAGUCCAGAAGGACCUCCGGACGAGAGCGGAAGACGUCGCUGAGGCCAUCCGCUUCGUAGAGGACUUCCUGGUCGAGCGAGGAGACAGUUUGAGCCCAGAGGAGAGGGAGCAGCUGCAGGUGGCGCUGGCGCGUCUGAAGGACCAGUACAGCACGCUGAUGGACUCGGCUGACACGUUGGCAUCGCAGCUGGACACCGCCAUCAAUGUCACCGUGCAGCACAACACACAGAGGGCCAAAGCUUUUGAGGAGCUGCAGGAGACACAAGUCCAGAUCGACUCUCUGCUGAAGGACCUCCAGUCCUCUCCUAACCAAGCAGCUCAAGACGUCACUGACCACUCCACCUCACAGCCCGACUGCACCGUGGCAUCCCACACGGAGGCGCUGCAGGCCAAGCUCCAGCGCCUCCAGUCUCAACAGGCCCAGCUUCUCCGCAUCGCCCAGUCGGCUCGCUCCCUGCUGGACCAGCCGGAUUCCACGGUUCCUCCUGAGGAGAAGCGACGUCUGCGGGCCACCCUGGACCAGCUGCAGGCUCAGCACCAGGGCAGGCUGCAGAGCUGCCAGGAGCGACUCAGGAAGUCUGAGGCACUGAAGGACGAGCUGGCUAAGUUCCUGCAGGAGCACGGAACUCUGGGCUCCUGGCUGGAAGAGAGCGAGCAGGAGCUACGUUCCUUGGGGAAAGGAGAGACGGAUGCACAGGAACUGAAGAACAGACUGGAGGAGCACAGAAAGCUGGCUGAGGACGUCAUUUGUCACAAGGCGGACCUGCGCUUCAUCUCCAUAUCGGGUCAGAAGGUUCUUGACUCUGUCCAGGGAGUCCUGGAGCAGGCGGGCGGCUUGGACCAGGCUAUGGAGGGCACCAAGCAGCUGGUGGCUGCCAAGCUGCAGGACGCCAACCACAGAUACACGUCGCUGCACGCCAAGUCAGCAGAGUUGGGGGGCCGCCUGUCUGGUCUUCUGGAGAGAUACCAGCAGUACCAGGAUGAGGUGGUCUCUCUACAUUUGUGGCUCAGCACUCAAGAACAGAACCAAAGCAUAGCCAAGCCCAGUGGAGACACAGACCCCCGGAACCUGCAGAGCACCCUCAGACAAGUCCAGCUGCUGCAGGAUGAGCUGGCCGAGCGUUCGGUCCAGUUGGAAAAAGUGAAAAGAGCGGGGAGAGUUCUGGUCAGCACGGAUGAGUCUCCCUCGCUGAAGGCUGUGGACAUCCUGUGCGCUGCAGACGGUUUGGAGAAGAGGUUCUGUUCGCUGUCUGCGUCCGUGUCCGAGCGGGCUGAGCAGCUGCAGAUGGCGGUGGCCCAGUCGGUCAGCGUGCAGGAGGGCUUGAAGGCUCUGCUCAGCUGGCUGGACACGCUGGUCCUUAACGCGGGACCAGUCCAGCCCACUGUGCAGGCGCUCCAAGACGCCCUGACCCAAAACCAGAAACUUUGCCAAGAGUUGCUUUCCAGGCAGGGCAGCGUGGAGGCUACACGGGACUCCGUUUCCAAGCUGCUUCAGAGCCCCGACGCCUCCACGGCCUCGGGCCUGCAAGGAUCCCUGGACGAGCUGACCCGGAAGUUCGCCGCGGCCCAGGCCAUCCAAGCCGAGCGAGAGGCAGCGCUCAAGACACUGCUGCCCACGUUGGAGAGCUACGAGCGAUUGGGGGCCGACCUGAGGGUCUUCAUCCAGGGCCGAAUGAAGGCUCUGAGCCCAGGGGGUCAGCCUGACCGCAGCGUGGAGGACUACAGGCAGACUGUGGAGGAGGUGAAGUCCGAGCUGCAGCAGGAGGCGGCUCAGCUCAAGUCCUUCUGCAGCCUGGCUGAAGAACUCGGCACGUCUCAGGUUUUGGAUCCCACACAAAGCUUACUAGACCAUGACAGAGAAGUCACUGAGGACUUUAACCAGCUGGAGGACAAUGUAAACCAAAGACUGGCGGCCAUCGUGGCGUGCGAGCAGCAGCUGCUCCACUUCAGAGGCCUCUCCGGCUCCCUCCUCAGGUGGCUCCAGGCAGCACAGGAGCAGCUGCCCGCCAAGGAACUCAGCACCGACACGGAGGCGCUGCAGAGGAGAGUGCAGCAACUUCAGGACUUGUUGAAGGAGUGGGAGUCGCAGGGCUGUAGGGUCCAGCAGCUGAACAAGAGCGGCUCAGAGCUGGAGGCCCAAGUCAUCAACAUCACGGCACCGCAGACCAAAACUAGUGCCGCCCCCCAAAUCAAUGGCUCUGCAGGUCCCAGCAGCGUCAAUGGCAUUCACACUUGCAAAGACCUGACAGAGAUCCAGGUGGCCGUGUCUUACGUCAACGCUCGACACGAGGCCCUCGGCUCGGACCUAAAGGAGCGUUUGGGCCGCCAGCAGGCUUCGCUGGAGCUGAGGCUGAAGGCCAGGCGGGGCGCAGAGGACCUCAAGAACUGGCUGAAGGACAAAGAGGUCAGCCUCGGACAGGGAGGGACCGCCUCCCCGUCCAAACCGGAGGCGGUGCACACCCAAGCUCAGGAGAACAAGGCCUUGCUCUCGGAGCUGGCUGAGCACUCUGCCAGGGUGGAGGAGCUGAAGGGAGCACUAAGGAAACUCAUCGCCGACAACCCAGACUCCCCCGAGGCGGACGCCUGGAGACAGCAGCUGCAGGAGAUCGACUCCCACUGGCUCUCGGCCAAUCAGACGGCAGCCCUGCGGCAGGCGGAGCUGGAGGCCUGCGCCGACAGGCUGGGCAACUUUGCGGCGGCGGCGUCCCAGUUGGGUCCAUGGCUCAGGGAGAAGGAGCUGAUGAUGAGCGUGCUUGGACCGCUCAGCAUCGACCCGAACAUGCUGAACACACAGAAGCAGCAAGUCCAGUUCAUGCUGCGGGAGUUUGACACCCGUCGGCCACAGUUUGACCAGCUGACCCAGUCGGCCGAGGGUAUCCUCUCCCAGACCCAGGACACUAAGGAGCUGGAGGAGGUCCAAGCCGAGCUGGACUCCAUCUCCCUGCAGUGGCAGAACCUGACGGGCAGGCUCACCCGGCGGUCCGAGCACAUCGGCCAGGCUCAGGGAACCAGCGAGCGCUACCAGGCUCUGCUGCGGGAGCUGUCCUCCAGCAUGUCGGCUCUCGGCGAGCGUCUGGACGCCCAGGCCUUGCUGAGCGCGCGGCCCGAGGAGCUGAAAGUCCGGCUGCAGGAGACGGGCGAGAUCCGCUCUGAGCUGGAAAGGCGGCGGGCCGAGUUGGGCGAGGCGGAGCGACUCUGCCAGGAGCUGAGCACCAUCGUGGUGGAACCUUACCUGAAGGACGAGCUGAAGAAGCGUCUGGAGAGCGUUAGCGGGCCGCUGAAGAACCUGGAGGACCGUGCAGCCGAUGGUCUAUCUCAGCUCCAGGCCGCGCUGUCCUCCACCCAGCAGUUCCAGCAGAUGUUUGAGGACUUGCGCUCGUGGCUCGACCAGCAGGCGGAGCUCAGAGACUCGUCGCUCGACUCGCUGCCCUGCCGGCCAGACGCCAUCCACUCGCUGAUGGCCGACACGGACGAUCUCCAGCGCUCCGUCGCCAGCCAGCGAGGAUCCUACGAGCUCAUCCAGGCCGAGGGCGCGUCGCUGCUCUCCGCUCUGCCUGCCGGCGGGGACGAGCGAGCCGCCUUGCAGUCCCGCCUGGCCCGCUUACGGCAGGACUGGGAGGAGGUGAACGGGAGGGUCUCGGAUCGUGAAAGCAGACUGAAAAGCACUCUGAGCAAGGCUGAAAGAUACCAGCAGCACAAAGCCGAGCUCAUGCCCUGGUUAGCUGAAUGUGAGGGUAAAGAUGCAGAGAUCCAGCCCUCGCUCGACUCAUCUGGUCUGGAUGAAGCCCUGCAGAAGGCCAGAGGACUCGCCCUGGACCUGGAGAGACGGACGCCGCUGCUGGAGGCCUUCAAUGCUGCUGCUGAUCAGCUGCUGGAGCAGUGCUGCAUCGGCGAGGAGGAGGUACGGGAUGAGAAGGCGCAGUUGAACCGGCGUUUAGACGGCUUGGCCGAAGGGCUCCACGGCCGCACCUCGCAGCUUGAGGAACUAGCGGGCCGCCUGAAGGAGUUUGAGGAAGGCCAACAGGCUGUGGAGAGGCGGCUGGAGGCUGCUAAGCACCAGAUCGAAGUCCAAGAGGCUUUAGGACCUCAGGCGUGUAGCACUAAGAGCCUGGAGAGGCUGAGGAGCCAGCAGGAGAGCCUCAGGUGUCUGCAGCCCCAGGUGGUCUACCUGCGUGACCUGGCCCAGGGGCUGGUGCAGGACGCCCCCCACAGGCAAGGGGGCAACACUGAGGGGGCACAGAGGCUCCAGGAACAGGCAAAGAACACCGAGGCUGAGUAUGAAGACGUUACAAACAAGAUUGAGCAGUGCUGCUCCACACUGGAGUCCCGCCUGCACGACGUCAGCGAGGUCCAGUCACACGUGCGGGACGUCUUCUCGCGCCUGGCCGACAUGGACGACGAGCUGGACUCGCUCGGCCCCGUCGGGCGCAACGCCGACUCGCUGGCCUCCCAGGCGGACACGCUCGGGGGCUUCCUGUCGCAUCUGGCCGCCCUCCGGACGGAGCUGGAAGCGCACGCGUCCGACUGCACCGCCAUGCUUCGGCGGGAGGGCUCCUCCCCCGACCUGCUGGCUCUCCGGCGGGAGACAGAGGCUCUGAGUCGGCAGGCUGGGAAGCUGAGCGAGCGCGGCCAGGCCAGGCUGGUGCAGAUCGAGGACGCGGCGGAGAGGGUGGCGGACUUCUACCGGCUGGUGGGCGAACUGCGAGGCCUGCUGGGAGCGGCCGAAGAGGGGCUGGACGUGCAGGGCGUGGUGGGCUCGGAGGUGGACGUCAUCAAGCAUCAGCUGCAGGAGUUCAAGGCGCUGGAGAGAGAGCAGGUGGACGGCAUCCAAGCAAAGCUGCAGCAUGUCAACGCCGUGGGCCAGGGUCUGAUCCAGAGUGCCGCCAAGCAGACCGACACCCGGGCGCUGGAGCACGACCUGGAGAGCACCAACCUGCGAUGGAACUCGCUCAACAAGAGGGUGGCAGAGAGGAUCGCCCAGCUGCAGGAGGCCCUGCUGCACUGUGGGAAAUUCCAGGACGCCCUGGAGCCGCUGCUCAGCUGGCUGAGCGACACGGAGGAGCUGGUGGCCAACCAGAAGCCUCCGUCAGCCGAGUACCGCGUCGUCAAAGCGCAGAUCCAAGAACAGAAGCUGCUCCAGAGGCUGUUAGACGACCGCCGGCCCACCGUGGAGAUGAUUGGUGCUGAAGGUGAGCGCAUCGCCGCCACGGCGGACGCUCAGGACCGAGACAAGAUCCAGACCCAGCUCCAGAGUCUGGCCCGGAGGUGGAGCGACCUCCUGGACAAGGCCAGCUGCAGGCAGAGGCAGCUGGAGGAGCUGCAGGUUUUGGCUCUGGAGUUCCACGAGGCCCUGGAGCCGCUCGGAGAGUGGCUGAGCGCCACUGAGAGGCGCCUGAGCUCCGCCGAGCCCAUGGGAACCCAGACGGCCAAGAUCAGCCAGCAGAUCGUCAAGCACAAGGCCAUCCAAGACGACGUGUCCUCACGCGAGGCCGAGGUGGACCGCCUGCGCUCUCUCAUCCAAUUGCUGGGCCCGCUCAGCUGCGCGGCCGACCGCGAUUGGCUGGGCGAGCGCGUGGAGGCGGUGCACUCGGGCCACGCGGAGCUGGCCGAGUGGUGCGCGAGGCGGGCGGGCCUGCUGGAGCACGCCCUGGCCAACGCCCGGCUCUUUGGAGAGGACGAGGUGGAGGUGCUCAACUGGUUGGCGGAGGUGGGCCAGAGGCUGGCGCUGGUCUCGGUGCAGAGUUACCAGCCCGACGUUCUGGCCCGGCAACACAAGCACACUCUGUCUCUAAAUGAGGAGAUUGUGAGCAGGAGGAAGACGGUGGACCAGGCCAUCAAGAACGGGCAAGCUUUACUGAAGCAGACCACAGGCGAGGAAGUUCUGCUCAUCCAAGAGAAGCUGGACGGCAUCAAGUCGCGCUAUGGCGAGGUGACGGCGGGCAGCGGCAAGGCGCUGCGCACGCUGGAGCAGGCGCUGCAGCUGGCCACGCGCUUCGCCAGCGCCCACGACGACCUCAACCAGUGGCUGGACGCCGUGGAGGCGGAGAUCAACAACGUGGAGCCCGACGCCACGCCCACCUACCAGGAGAGACAGAAGGAGUUGAAGAACGUGUCAGCAGAAAAGUGUCUGGUCUUGGACACCCUGAACGAGGUGGGCGGCGCCCUGCUGGACCUGUUGCCGUGGCGAGCCCGCGAGGUCCUGGACCGCUUGGUCGCCGAUGCCAACCAGCGCUACCGGCAGGCAGAUGACACCAUCACGCAGCGCGUGCAGCUCGUGCAGGCCGCCAUCCAGAGGUCGCAGCAGUACGAGGAGGCCGUGGAUGCCGAGCUGGCCUGGGUGGGCGAGACGGAGCGCAAGCUGGCGUCUCUGGGCCCGCUGAGCCUGGAGCCCGACGUGACGGUGGCUCAGCUGCAGGUCCAGCGGGCCUUCAACAUCGACAUCAUCCGACACAAAGACACCGUGGACCAGCUCCUCACCACCAGAGAUGACAUCCUGGAGACGUGCAGCGACGCCCAGAAGGAUGCGCUGAUGGUGAAGACAGAUUCCCUGAGCGCUCGUUACGACGCCGUGAGCCAGAGCCACAGCGAGCGCUUCUCCGCUCUGGAGCAGGCCCAAGUCUUGGUGGCCCGCUUCUGGGAGACCUACGAAGAACUGGAGCCAUGGCUGGGCGAGGCAGAGAGCCUCAUCACUCAGCUGCCGCCGCCAGCCAUCGACACGGACGCCCUGCGACUGCAGCAGGACCAGAUGAGGCUGCUCAGGGAGUCCAUCGCUGAGCACAAACCCCACAUCGACAAGCUCCUCAAGAUCGGACCCCAGCUGGCGGAGCUGAGCGUCCAGGAGGGCGCGCGGGUGACGCAGCGCUACGGUGACGCCGAGAGGCGCUACUUUGCCAUCAAGGAGGAGGUGAAAGGUCGUGCGGCGCUGCUGGAUGAGGCGGUGUCCCAGUCUGCUCAGUCCAUGAUUGCACUGAAGGCACGUCUCACUCAACUCAUGCUGAUGUUUCUCCACCCUCCUUCACCACCACUCCGUCCUAACCCUCGUCUCUGUCCUCACUCUCGUCCUCUUAAUUCCGCCCCCUUUGUCUCCGCUGUCAUCUGUCCACCAUGCCGUCGUCCCUUGCUGUGUUGUCUCCACAUGCCACCGCCACCUUCUCCAUGGUCACUGCUCACUGCGAUCACCCAGCUGAUGGAGUUCCACGACAAGAUGGACCCCUUGCUGGAGACCCUGGAGGCGGCUGUGCAGCGUCUGCGUCAGCCUCCUCCCGUGGCGGCCGAAGUGGAGAAGAUCCGGGAGCAGCUGGCGGAGCACCGGGCGCAGGGUCUGGAGCUGGACAAACUGCUGCCCAGCUUCUCCGCUCUCUGCGCCCGCGGAGAGGAGCUCAUCAGUCGGGCCGCCCAUGACGAUCCCGCCGCCCAGGCCGUUCAUUCCCGCCUUCUUCGGCUGCGCUCGCUGUGGGAUGAGAUUCGUCAACGGGCAGAGGAGAGGGAGAGCAAGCUCAACGACGUCCUGGACCUGGCCGGCAAGUUUUGGGCGGACGUGGCGGCACUGAUGAGCACGCUGCGAGACUCCCAGGACAUCGUGAAGGAGCUGGAGGACCCCGGCGUGGACCCCUCGCUCAUCAAACAGCAGAUUGAAGCUGCAGAGGCCAUCAAGGCGGAGACAGACGGCCUGAGGGAGGAGCUGGAGUUUGUCAGGACCCUUGGGGCUGACCUUAUCUUUGCCUGCGGAGAAACCGAGAAACCCGAAGUGAAGAAGACCAUCGACGAGAUGAACGGUGCCUGGGAGGGCCUGAACCGCACCUGGAGAGAGAGGAUGGAGAGGCUGGACGAGGCCAUGAGCGCCUCCGUGCAGUACCAGGAUGCACUGCAGUCCAUGUUUGACUACCUGGACAACGCAGUCAUCAAACUGUGCGACAUGUCAACGGUGGGAACUGACCUGGGAACAGUCAAACAUCAGAUUGAAGAGCUUAAGCAGUACAAAGUGGACGUUUACCAGCAGCAGAUCGACAUGGAGAAGCUCUGCCACCAGGGGGAGCUGCUGCUGAAGAAAGUGUCGGACCAGACGGACAGGGACAUGAUCCAAGAGCCGCUGACGGAGCUCCGACACCUGUGGGACAACCUGGGGGAUAAAAUCACCCAAAGACAGCACAAGCUGGAGGCCGCCCUGCUGGCUCUGGGUCAGUUCCAGCAUGCCCUGUCUGAGCUGCAGGCCUGGCUGAGCCACACGUACACCACCCUGGACACGCAUCACCCCGUCAGUUCUGACCCCAAGGCCAUUGAGAUUGAACUGGCUAAACACCACGUUUUGCGCAACGACGUGCUGUCCCAUCACGCCACGGUUGAGGCGGUCAACACGGCGGCCACCGAACUCCUGGAGUCCUCACCUGGCGACGAGGCCAGCCACUUGAGAGAUCAGCUGGACCAGCUGAACCAGAGCUGGCAGAACCUGCUGCUCAAAACCCAGGAGAGGCAGAAGCUGCUGGAGGCUGCCUUGCAGCAGGCGGAGGGUUUCCAUGGCGAGCUGGAGGAGUUCCUCCAGUGGAUGAGGCGCACGGAGAGCCAGCUGUCUGCCACCAAGCCAACAGGCGGUCUGCCCGAGACGGCCAGGGAGCAGCUAGAGCAACACAUGGAGCUCCAAGCUCAGCUGAUCCAGCGUGCCGACCAGUACCACCGACUGCUGGAUGCCGGAGAGUCCAUGCUGCUGGCUCGAGGAGGGGAGGACGUGGGGCUGGGAGCCACCCAGACCCAGCAGAACCUGGCCAUGCUGCAGAACAAGUGGGCCAGCCUCAACACCAAGAUGGACGACCGCAGGGCAAAGCUGGAGGAGGCUCUCUCCUUAGCCACCAUCUUCCAGACUUCCCUGCAGGACACAAUCAACUGGCUGACCCAGGCCGAGCAAACCCUGAACAUGACCCAGCCCCCUAGCCUCCUCCUGGACACGGUCCUCUUCCAGAUCGAUGAGCACAAGGUUUUCGUCAACGAGGUGAACACCCACAGAGAGCAGGUGUUGGCCCUGGAGAAGGCCGGCUCCCAGCUCCGCUUCGCCAGCCUGAAGCAGGACGUGGUCCUCAUCAAGAACCUUCUGCUGAGCGUUCAGGCCCGCUGGGACAAACUGGUCCAGAGGUCGCUGGACCGCGGGCGACACCUGGAUGAGUCUCGCAAACGGGCCAAACAGUUCCACGAGGCCUGGAGGAAGCUGACGGACUGGCUGGAGGAGGCUGAGAAGAGACUGGACUCUGAGCUGGAGAUCCCCAACGAGCCUGACAAGAUCAAAGUCCAGCUGCUCAAACACAAGGAGUUCCAGAAAGCGUUGGGCUCCAAGCAGCCGGUUUACGACACCACCGUGAGGUCCGGGAGAGCCAUGCGGGACAAAGCGCAGCUGCCGGACGACACCCAGAAGCUGGACCACCUUGUCGGGGAGGUCCGUGACAAGUGGGACACUGUCUGUGGGAAGAGUGUGGAGAGGCAACACAAGCUGGAGGAGGCUCUGCUGUUCUCAGGUCAGUUUGCAGAAGCCCUGCAGGCCUUGGUGGACUGGCUGUACCGAGUGGAGCCGCAGCUCGCCGAAGAUCAGCCCGUGCACGGCGACCUGGACCUGGUCUCCAACCUCAUGGACUCGCAUAAGGCUUUCCAGAAGGAGCUGGGCAAGAGAACCGGCAGCGUCCAGGCCCUGAGGCGCUCGGCCCGCGACCUCAUGGAGACGGGCCGUGACGACACGGCCUGGGUCAAAGUUCAGCUGCAGGAGCUCAGCAACCGCUGGGAGACGGUGUGCGCCCUCUCCGUCACCAAGCAGACCCGCCUCCAGCAGGCCCUCAAGCAGGCGGAGGAGUUCCGCACGGCGGUCCAGAUGCUCCUGGAGUGGCUCUCCGAGGCCGAGCAGAGCCUGCGCUUCCGAGGCGUCCUCCCCGAGGAGGCGGAGACUCUGCAGGCGUUGCUGCACACACACCGCAACUUCCUGGGAACGGUGGAGGAGAAGAGAUCAGAGGUCAACAAAGCGGUGGGCAUGGGCGAGGCCAUCCUGACCCUGUGCCAUCCCGACUCCAUCACCACCAUCAAGCACUGGAUCACCAUCAUCAGGGCGCGCUUCGAGGAGGUGCUGACGUGGGCCAAGCAGCACGAGCAGCGUCUGGAGGCGGCGCUGACCGAGGUGCUCAACAACGCCAACUUGCUGGAGGAGCUGCUGUCAUGGCUCCAGUGGGCCGAGACCACGCUGGUCCAGAGAGACACUGAGGCCCUCCCUCAGGACAUCCCCCAACUUAAAAACCUCAUCACGGAACAUCAGAUGUUCAUGGAGGAGAUGACCAGGAAGCAGCCGGAUGUUGACAAGGUCACCAAAAGUUACAAAAGGAAACCCGCCGAGCCGCCGAGCAGCCUGGCAGAGAGGAGAGGAGGACGCAAGCAGCAGCAGCAGCAGGCGGCCGUGCAGCUUUCAGGAGCAAACCCUCGACUCAACCAGCUGUGUGCAAGAUGGCAGCAAGUGUGGCUGCUGGCGCUCGACCGCCAACGCAAACUUAACGACGAUCUGGACAGGCUGGAGGAGCUCAAAGAGUUUGCCAACUUUGACUUUGACGUGUGGAGGAAGAAGUACAUGCGCUGGAUGAACCACAAGAAGUCUCGCGUCAUGGACUUCUUCCGACGCAUCGACAAGGACCAAGAUGGAAAGAUCACGCGUCAGGAGUUCAUCGACGGCAUCCUGGCGUCCAAGUUCCCAACCAGCAAGUUAGAGAUGACGGCGGUGGCGGACAUCUUUGACCGAGACGGCGACGGUUACAUCGACUACUACGAGUUUGUGGCCGCCCUGCACCCCAACAAAGACGCCUACAGACCCACCACCGACGCCGACAAGAUAGAGGAUGAGGUGACUCGGCAGGUGGCACAGUGUAAAUGUGCCAAGAGGUUCCAGGUGGAGCAAAUAGGAGAAAACAAAUACAGGUUCUUCCUCGGAAACCAGUUUGGAGACUCGCAGCAGCUGCGCCUGGUGAGGAUCCUGCGCAGCACCGUCAUGGUGAGAGUGGGAGGAGGUUGGAUGGCUCUGGACGAGUUCCUGGUCAAGAACGACCCGUGUCGAGUGCAACAUCCUGGACUUAAGAUCCUCCGCUCCGACUCCAGUAGCUCCAUCUCAUCCCGUAUAGUGGCAGUCACUCCAGGCUAUUUCUGCUGCAGAGCUCGGGGUCGCACCAACUUGGAGUUGCGGGAGAAGUUCAUCCUCCCCGAGGGGACGCCUCAGUGUCUGGCCGCCUUCCGCUCGCGCGGUCGGCGCUCCAAGCCCGGCUCCCGGAACGCCUCGCCCACUCGGUCCUCCUCCUCAGCUUCACACAGCGGCGCCUCGCUGCCCUCUGCGCCCUCCACGCCAGCCACGCCCACAGCGUCAGCCUCAUCCAGGUCCUCGCACACUCAUUCUCGUGACUAUGCCAAGCCGUGGCUGGCACACAGUAAAACCCCGAUGCCGCCCAAGAGUCACUGCUGCCCCGAUCUCACUGACAACGGACACGAGGUGUCCUCGCCUCACCUUUCCUGUCUCGACCUGCAGGGGGCGGCAUCGGCCUCCAAGCUGAAGCGGCCCACCUUCCACUCCAGCCGCGGCUCGCUGACGGGAGAGAACGGGGGAACGCCACACGGCAGCAAGCCCACACGCAGCGAUCCCAGGCGGGGCGCGUCCUCAGCCAGCGGCCCCGCCAGCAGAGCGGGCAGCCGGGCGGGGAGCAGAGCCAGCAGUCGAAGAGGCAGCGACGCCUCCGACGCCUUCGAGCUCCAAGACGCCCGCUCCGUCUGCUCGGACACGUCCGACACCCCAAGGAGGCCAGGGGGCAGAGCCAAACCUUCCAAGAUCCCAACCAUCACCAAGAAGACGCCGAGUUCAAAAACCCCCGGGGGGGCCAAGAAAUAAGACGGCACACACACGUCUCUUCGUUUGUUCCGCUGGUGGGGGCCAUCUUGGAUGCAGAUGCGAGCAAGGAGGAGACGGAAGUCUGCGUCUCACACUGACUCGAACUUUCAUUCCAGAAACACUCGAAGCUGCGGCGACGCUUUUUUGCCUUCGGCCGCCGCCGUUGUUGUCCUUCCCGCCAAAAGCGACCUGAUUUGAUGCUGCCUUACGGAGUGACAGGAGGGCGGGGCCACCUCGAAGCACGCAAACGUUUCAGAGCGGACCUCCGUCACCACCUCGACACAAACACAACGGAAUUCAGGAGAAAAUCAAACAUUUUGGCUUGCGGGCCAGAAAAUAUGCAACGACUGCCAUGCUCAGGGGGCGGGGCUGCAGCAUGAAGGGGGCUGCGGUUUGACACCCACAUGCACACACAAACCACCAAGGUGGCACCAGAGGGCGCUGUUUUGAAACGCUGACCAGCGGCAUGCACCACGGCCCCUCCCUCGCCCCGUGUGUUGGUGGCCUGCUUCCCAUGUGACCUGGCCUCCCCACCCUCGGCGUUUGUUACAGAUGAUUUUCAAUGUUACGUGUUUGUGUUAAUUUAUACUUUGUUCUUGUUUAGCUUGAAAGGAAAAUUAAUAUUUAAUUGGCAGAUGAAGAUUUAAGAUGAAAGUGUGUCUGCUUUGUGUAGCAUCUCUCACACACACACACACACACACACACACACACGUUUGUGUAA
This is a messenger RNA of Dunckerocampus dactyliophorus (ringed pipefish), 26815 nucleotides long. It is a transcript of the gene macf1a, whose product is annotated as microtubule actin crosslinking factor 1a. Gene Ontology annotation, molecular function: cadherin binding; microtubule binding; calcium ion binding. The record is from RefSeq and is a predicted model, not a curated record. Gene Ontology annotation, biological process: regulation of focal adhesion assembly; wound healing; regulation of microtubule-based process. The transcript is spliced from 106 exons. Bases 3787 to 26094 code for a protein of 7435 amino acids. Lineage: Eukaryota; Metazoa; Chordata; Actinopteri; Syngnathiformes; Syngnathidae. Gene Ontology annotation, cellular component: cytoplasm; cell junction; microtubule.